Molecule: messenger RNA, 1194 nt
Organism: Drechmeria coniospora
Lineage: Eukaryota; Fungi; Ascomycota; Sordariomycetes; Hypocreales; Ophiocordycipitaceae
Exons: 2
Coding region: 1-1194 (397 amino acids)
Source: RefSeq, a predicted model, not a curated record
AUGCAACGAUGGCCGCGGCGCCUUCGCGCGUUGUGGCCACGACGCGGCAGAUGUUUCAGCUGUCGCAGCAGUCCUGAACGAUUCAGUGUCCGGUGUGGCUCGGCCGGUCACGUAACAGUCGACCUCUUCAAUCGGCCCGAAGGCUCUCCCGAAAGCGCACUCCUGCUUCACAUCCCGCCCUUCCCAUGCAGCGAUGGAGCUGCCGCCAGCCUGCCCGAGUUCCUCCAGCACUUGCCCGUUGCCAGCAUCAACUAUCGGUGGGGACCAACGUCACUGGUCGCCGGCCAUGAAGAGGGCAUGAUCCCUCGACCGUUUCUUUGGCCGACACCGAUCCAUGACGUAGCCAUCGCCUACGCCUGGCUCGUCGAGAAACUGGCGCCACCGGGGAACUCUAGACGGAACAUUUACGUCUACGGAUCUCACCUUGGCGCAUCGUUGGCUACCUCACUAUCCCUGACGGAGGCACACACUCACGCCAGGUUCGGCAUCAGGGGCCUCGUCACCUACAACGGCAUCUACAACUGGACAAUGUUUCUGCCGGAUCAUCGGGUCAACAAACGGCAGAAAAAAGGCCAGGCGAUAAUUCCGCCUCCGCAACCCGCCGAGGGCUCCCACCUCCACAAUUUGCAGCAAGAAAUGCCUAGGCUGUUCGAAGACCCCUCCCAACUGUUUGAUUCGUUCGCAAGCCCGAGCCUAUUCUUUCACAGCCCGGGCUUGCAUGUGCCUCGAUCAUUUUCCAUGUCGACGGAAGACACUGCGAGAAUCGACGCCUUGGCUGCGGGCGAAGAGAUUGCCGAUUCCAGUCUGAUGAUGAAAGCACCGAGAAAAUCACACAUGAUCUUCCCUCCUCGCAGCUCAACGCUCAAGAUUCCCGAAACGCUUCUCCUGCACGAUUCAGAUCCCCUUGCACUCGUCCCGCUCAAGACCAAGAGCGGCCGGGCGGCAAAGCGUGCGAGGGCAAAGGGAAACACGUUUGGGGCGCAAGCCGAAGAGCUCGCCGAGCUGAUGAGGCGCAGUAUCGAAGUCGUCGAGUUGAAACAGCGCCGCAAAUGGGAUGAAGAUAUGCAUUUCAAAGAGGACGAAGCCCGGCGUAGGGUGCAGGUAGUUGAUGUAGGAUCCGAAACGGCAAGCACCAACCUCGGCGUCGAUGGGAGGGACGUUGCCACUGCCUGGCUACAACAUAGGCUUUCGUGA